CCCUCCCACGCCUCCAGCUAUAAAUACCGCCCCCUCCUUCCUCCUCUCCUCCCCACGCACACCCCGCUGCUUCCGAUCAAAUCGAUCCCCAAAUUCCCCGAUCCCCGCAGCCGCUCCUGCGACUCGUAGGUCUCGUCAAGUCGGCGGCGACGACUUUGAUCUCUAUUCAAGAUGCAGAUCUUUGUGAAGACUCUCACUGGCAAGACCAUAACCCUUGAGGUUGAGUCCUCGGAUACCAUUGACAAUGUAAAGGCCAAGAUCCAGGACAAGGAGGGAAUCCCACCGGACCAGCAGCGUCUCAUCUUCGCUGGCAAGCAGCUUGAAGAUGGGCGCACGCUUGCUGACUACAACAUCCAGAAGGAAUCCACCCUCCACCUUGUCCUCCGCCUCCGGGGAGGCAUGCAAAUCUUUGUCAAGACCUUGACUGGCAAGACUAUCACCCUUGAGGUUGAGUCUUCUGAUACUAUUGACAACGUUAAGGCAAAGAUCCAGGACAAGGAAGGGAUUCCCCCGGACCAGCAGCGUCUGAUCUUUGCUGGCAAGCAGCUCGAGGAUGGUAGGACCCUUGCUGACUACAACAUCCAGAAGGAGUCCACCCUUCACCUUGUUCUCCGCCUAAGGGGAGGAAUGCAGAUCUUCGUGAAGACCCUUACUGGCAAGACCAUUACGCUUGAGGUUGAGUCAUCAGACACGAUCGACAACGUGAAGGCGAAGAUCCAGGACAAGGAGGGCAUUCCCCCAGAUCAGCAGCGUCUUAUUUUUGCCGGCAAGCAGCUGGAGGAUGGCAGGACCCUCGCUGACUACAACAUCCAGAAGGAGUCCACCCUUCACCUUGUUCUGCGCCUAAGGGGUGGAAUGCAGAUUUUCGUCAAGACUCUCACUGGCAAGACUAUUACCCUGGAGGUUGAGAGCUCAGACACCAUUGACAACGUGAAGGCGAAGAUCCAGGAUAAGGAGGGCAUCCCCCCGGACCAGCAGAGACUCAUCUUCGCUGGUAAGCAGCUGGAGGAUGGCCGCACCCUUGCCGACUACAACAUUCAGAAGGAGUCUACCCUACACUUGGUGCUCCGCCUCAGGGGUGGUAUGCAGAUCUUCGUCAAGACUCUUACUGGCAAGACCAUUACUCUGGAGGUUGAGAGCUCCGAUACCAUCGACAAUGUGAAGGCUAAGAUCCAGGACAAGGAAGGUAUUCCCCCAGACCAGCAGCGCCUGAUCUUCGCCGGCAAGCAGCUGGAAGAUGGCCGUACCCUCGCCGACUACAACAUUCAGAAGGAGUCUACCCUCCACCUGGUGCUCCGCCUCAGGGGUGGUCAGUAAUCAUUGAUUGAUGGAAUUGCUGCUGUACUGUUAUCCUGUGUCUGCAUUAUCCUCGUGAAAACUUUAUUUGUGCUGUUAGUGGACCAUCGAGUCCGUUUAAAUGUGCUGUACUGCUGUCCGAACAUUUGCUGGGUCAUAGCAGUUUAAACUAAUUAAUAAGUAAACUAUUAAUCUGCGUUGCUAAAUUUGCUUAUA
Molecule: messenger RNA, 1512 nt
Organism: Oryza sativa Japonica Group (Japanese rice)
Lineage: Eukaryota; Viridiplantae; Streptophyta; Magnoliopsida; Poales; Poaceae
Product: polyubiquitin
Biological process (GO): protein ubiquitination; modification-dependent protein catabolic process
Cellular component (GO): nucleus; cytoplasm
Molecular function (GO): protein tag activity; ubiquitin protein ligase binding
Source: RefSeq, a predicted model, not a curated record